AUGUUGAAAUGUUCGAUUAUCUUCGUUCUUGCAUUAGUAACGGAAUGCGACGCUUGGCACAUUAUAUCAACUAUCCCGAAAGGGCUUUCUGAUGAUGGUGUGAAGGUUCAAGCAACAGUUACUUAUUUGUUAUCGUGGAAUUCGGGACACACUGUGUGCCAAGGAAACAAAGCUCUUUCGCCCUUAUCAGGUUAUCUGGCGAAUCCAUCACAAAAGGAACCUCUCUGUAAAAUGAUGACCAAUAAUCUUGCAUGCAGAAGAGGGAAGGAUUUGUUGUACGACAAGAACUGGAUUCAGAAAACACUACAGAAACAUAAAAACAAUGGAAAAUUCGCCAACCCAAAGGAGAAAUCUGCUGUUGACUGCGUUCUUUCAUCGCUCAAAUAUACAACCACAAAAAAAGGCGUAACUAAGCCUAAGUAUACAACUACAAGAAAAUCUGCAAAAACAACUGCAAGAAGACCUGCAACCUACAAGAGAACCUCCCCUGCAAGGAGAACUACAACAACAUCUACAAGGAGACCUACAACAACAUCUACAAGGAGACCUACAACAACAUCUACAAGGAGACCUACAACAACAACAACUACGAGAAGGACCACAAAAAUAAUCAUGGGUACAACUGAAACGACCACGGAAGCUACUACAGCUCCAUUUCUUGAAGAGACUUCUCCUCAAGAUUCUGUUGGAGACUUGAACACUCCAAGUGAUCAACAAUCACGCUACGAAUACGAAACAACACAUUCAGCCGAUCAGCUAAAGAAGACUGGCGGUGAAACAGUUGUACGUAAACUCCACAAGGAGAAAACUCCUAAUACCGUGCUCUAUGUGAUCAUCAUGUGCUGUCUAAUCGCUGUACAGUUGGCUCUCGUAUUUCUCUUAAUUCUAACGGUUCGAUAUAUGAAAAGAGGCCGUAAGAGCGUUAAACAAUCGCCUACGCAGCCUGGAACUAAUCCUCAAUCUACCAUAGCUCCUCCAAACCCGUCAUCACAGAAUAAAGCACCCACCCAACCACGAUCCUAUGCAUCGGAUCCAUGGCAAGGCCAGCAAUCGAAACAGAACGCAUAA
This is a messenger RNA of Necator americanus (New World hookworm), 1068 nucleotides long. RefSeq lists its product as uncharacterized. The transcript is spliced from 8 exons. Lineage: Eukaryota; Metazoa; Nematoda; Chromadorea; Rhabditida; Ancylostomatidae. The record is from RefSeq and is a predicted model, not a curated record. Bases 1 to 1068 code for a protein of 355 amino acids.